Dioscorea cayenensis subsp. rotundata (Guinea yam) is the source of this 2074-nucleotide messenger RNA. RefSeq names its product pentatricopeptide repeat-containing protein At4g21065. Bases 134 to 1636 code for a protein of 500 amino acids. Gene Ontology annotation, biological process: RNA modification. The transcript has a single exon. Gene Ontology annotation, molecular function: protein binding; zinc ion binding; RNA binding. Lineage: Eukaryota; Viridiplantae; Streptophyta; Magnoliopsida; Dioscoreales; Dioscoreaceae. The record is from RefSeq and is a predicted model, not a curated record.
AUCAUUCCCUUCCCUCUCCGCCAUCAAGCGCAUCCACGCGCACUCCCUCCGCACCGGCGUCCCUAUCUCUCACCCGCAUUUCGCCAAACACCUCAUCUUCACUCUCAUCUCCUUCCUCCCUUCCGUCCCCACCAUGCCCUAUGCCCUCUCCAUCUUCUCCCAGAUCCACUCCCCCGACGUCUUCACCUUCAACACCAUCAUCCGCGGCUUCUCCCAGUCCCUCAACCCCUCCCCCGCCCUCUCCAUCCACCGCCGCAUGCUCGCCUCCUCCAUCCCUGCCGACACCCACACCUACCCUUUCCUCCUUAAAGCCUGCGCCAAACUCAUGGCCCUCCGUGAAGGUGAGAAACUCCAUUGCCGUUCCUUCAAAGACGGGUUUGAAUCCUCUGUCUUUGUUCAGAACACGCUUGUCCAUUUCUAUGCUGCUUGCGGCCUUUUUGAGAAUGCACAUCAUGUGUUCGAGAGAAUGCCCGAGAGAAAUCUUGUUACUUGGAAUUCAGUGAUUAAUGGUUUUGCUUUGAAUGGGCGGCCUAAUGAGGCUCUUACCUUGUUUAGGGAGAUGAUGUUUGAGGAUGAAUGUGUUGAGCCUGAUGGUUUUACCAUGGUGAGCUUGCUCACUGCUUGUGCGGAGCUCGGCGCCCUCGCACUUGGUCGGAGAGUUCAUGUGUUCUUGUUUAAGAAAGGAUUGGAUUUCAAUGCUCAUGUUGAGAAUUCUCUCAUUGAUUUGUAUGCGAAAUGCGGGAGGAUUGAUGAUGCUUACAAGGUGUUUGUUGAUAUGUGUGAGUCGAGAAAUGUCGUUUCUUGGACUUCAUUGAUUGUUGGCCUCGCCAUGAAUGGUUUCAGCAACGAGGCGCUUGAGUUCUUUGCAGUAAUGGAACAGGAAAGACUGGUGCCUACCGAGAUCACAAUGGUGGGAGUUUUGUAUGCUUGCAGUCAUUGCGGGCUUGUCGAUGAUGGAUAUCAAUAUUUCAAUAGAUUGCAGCAGCAAUACAAUAUAGUUCCAAAGAUUGAGCACUAUGGCUGCAUGGUUGAUCUUCUUGGAAGGGCUGGCUUGGUGGAAGAGGCACACAAUUACAUCAUUUCAAUGCCGAUGGCACCUAAUGCAGUUGUGUGGAGAACUCUGCUAGGUGCUUGUGCAAUGCAUAAGACUCUUGCACUCGGGGAGGUGGCUUGGGCAAAGCUCUCAGAGCUGGACCCUGGUCACAGUGGUGAUUAUGUGCUGUUAUCAAACCUUUAUGCAUCUGUUGGCCGAUGGGCCGAUGUUCAUAAACUGAGACGGAACAUGUUGAAGAGUGGGGUAAGGAAGAAACCCGGUCAUAGUCUUGUCGAAUUAGGCAAUCGGGUUUAUGAGUUUGUGAUGGGAGAUAGAUCACAUCCACAGAGUGAUUCGAUAUAUGAGAUGCUCGAAGAGAUUGCUGUCAAACUAAGAUUACAAGGUUAUACUCCCCGAACGUCGAAUGUGUUGGCUGACAUUGAAGAGGAGGAGAAGGAAAAUGCACUAAAUUAUCACAGUGAGAGGUUGGCCAUUGCCUUUGCCUUGAUGAACACUUCUCCCGGAAUGCCGAUUAGGAUUGUUAAGAACUUGAGAGUGUGUGCUGAUUGCCAUUUGGUGACGAAACUUAUCGAAGGUUUAUGAUCGGGAGAUUACAGUGAGAGAUAGAAGCCGGUUUCAUCAUUUUAGAGAUGGAUCAUGUUCUUGUAAGGACUAUUGGUAGCAAGCUGAUUGAAACUUGAUCAGAAUUCUUGCUGAAAAAAUGGUGCUUGUAGUUUUGGUAUAAGUUCAUGGACCGAUUAAUUAAUGUAGUGUACCAUAUUUUUCUCACACUGGUAUUUAUAUGGAUCAGAGUGAAUUCUGAUUGAAGUUUGCUGCAAGCAUAAGCUUCUAAAGAUUAGUUCAUUAUUUUGUUGUUCUUUAUCAGACUUGGCAAACGGACGGAGAGGGUGAAAUUGUUGAUAGAGUUGACCUGUAUUUUUCCGGUUUAUAAACUUUUUAUUUGUAUUUUCUCGCCUAGGGAGCGGGUGGGUCCCUAUUUACCCGCGGAUAUAUAUGUUCAAUAAAUUUUUCUUGGACUCA